Messenger RNA from Dreissena polymorpha, 483 nucleotides. RefSeq lists its product as uncharacterized. The transcript has a single exon. The record is from RefSeq and is a predicted model, not a curated record. Bases 1 to 483 code for a protein of 160 amino acids. Lineage: Eukaryota; Metazoa; Mollusca; Bivalvia; Myida; Dreissenidae.
AUGGUCGAAAUUGGUGGUGUACAAAUUAAGGCGAUAAUUGAUUCCGGUUCCAGCUGCAACAUUGUGGAUAGGAAAACGUGGGAGUUCUUGAAACGAAAUGACAUACAAUUCAGGGACGAGCCAAGGAAAACAGAACUGUAUGCCUAUGGAUCUAAGACACCACUGAAGACUGCUGGUGUAUUUUGGUCAACGAUUGUUAACAAUGGGGUAGCGAUAGAUGAUGCAGAAUUUGUUGUCAUUGAGGGAUCUGGACAGUUCUUAUUAAGCUGUGAUACAGCUAUGCGACUUGGUGUGAUUAAAAUAGUGCGUCAAAUUGAAACCCCGGAAAUAUCGGAUGUUGUUAAUAAGUACAAAGAAUUAUUUACGGGACUUGGAAAACUGAAAGGUUAUCAACUUGAAGUGCCCAUUGACCAGGCUGUAACACCUGUAGUGCAACCGACCAGACGUGUGCCAUAUCAGUUACGAGAGAAGUUGGUAGCUUGA